CACCUUUAAAAAAGAGAACUUAUAUGAUUUAAGAUAGAGUUUAUUGACAAAAAUAUAUUUAUUCUUUUCUUACAAUUCAAAACCGGCCCUUUUAAAAAAUAAAAAUACAAUUCUUCUCCCUUCCACUCACAUGUGAAAUAAAAUUCUUCUCCCUUCCACUCACAUGUGAGGGUUGAUCCAGUGCGCCUCCAACUUACCCAUUAAUGGAACUUUUCAAAAAAGACAUGUUAAUAUUAUAUACAGCGCGCCUAAAGUUGAAAACUUCAAUUGGCUUACAAAGAUUAAAAAUAAAAAUAAAAACCUCCAAAAAGAGACAAAGUCAAUCACUCCACCUCUUCUCUCUCUCUCACUCUUGACCCAACGCCUAGGGGGUUUACUCUAUAUAAAUGCUGCAACUGAGCAAGGAUAGAAAACCAUAUCAACUCUUCCAAACAUGUCUUCCUCAAAAACAUUCAUGACCUCCUCUUUGUAUGUUCUAUCCUUUGCUUUCCUUCUCCAAACUGUCUUUGGAGCUGACCCUCUCUUCCAUUUUUGUUCAAGUUCUGAAAACUUUACCACUAAUAGUCCUUAUGAAACAAACUUGAACAAGCUCUUGGGUGAUCUCUAUUUCAAAGCACCUCCUACUGGUUUUGGUGUUGGUUCUGUUGGGCAAUACCAAUACGAGGCCAACGGCCUUGCCCUUUGUCGCGGCGAUGUUUCAAACACGGACUGCAAAUCUUGUGUUACAGAGGCAGGUAGUGAAAUUCGCAAACGCUGUCCAUAUAACAAAGGAGCUAUCAUAUGGUAUGAUUACUGUCUUUUAAAGUACUCAAACACCGACUUCUUUGGCAAAAUUGACAAUCAGAACAAGUUCUAUCUCUAUAACGUGAAUAAGGUAAGCGAUCCGGAGUCAUUUAACCAAAAAACAAAGAAGUUGUUGAGCCAGCUAUCAGAGAGAGCUUAUUUUACUCCAAAAUUGUAUGCCACUGGAGAGUCGGAGCUCGGAGAAUCUAAGAAACUAUAUGGGUUGGUUCAGUGCACAAGGGAUCUUUCAAGCACUGAUUGUAAGAAGUGUCUUGAUGGUGCAAUAAGUGAACUUCCAAGUUGUUGUGAUGGGAAGGAAGGAGGGAGAGUUGUUGGUGGGAGUUGUAACUUUAGGUAUGAGAUUUAUCCCUUUGUCAAUGCUUGAAGCAUUCAUAUAACUAGGAAAUUAUAUAUUAAGAGUUCUCUAGCUAGGGUUGGGGACUCAGAAAUAAUACUCCACUAUAGAUGAAUAAGUGAUAUAGGAACACAAUUAUGUAUCUCACUUUUGUGACAGUGGAUUGUAUAUCAUGUGUUUUGUUUUUUUGUUGCA
Cornus florida is the source of this 1333-nucleotide messenger RNA. Its product is annotated as cysteine-rich repeat secretory protein 38-like. The record is from RefSeq and is a predicted model, not a curated record. Lineage: Eukaryota; Viridiplantae; Streptophyta; Magnoliopsida; Cornales; Cornaceae. The transcript has a single exon. Bases 434 to 1168 code for a protein of 244 amino acids.